GUGGAUGAGGGAGAAUCAGGAGCUCCGCUAUUGCUGCUCGCUGCAUAUGUCAUUAGUGUCCUGCUUUAGAGGAACUGCAGUAGACCUGGAGGAAUAUCGAAACCCCCCCAGUGUGAAGGACUCCGCUAGACCGUCCUGAAAUUUGAAAAAUGAGCAAUCAGUUCCAGGAUGAAAUCUCAGAAAGAACAGAAUGUAAAAGUAAAUCUCCAACUUUGCUUUCGUCGUACUGUAUAGAUAGUAUUCUGGGCAGGAGGAGUCCUUGUAAAAUGAGAUUGAUAGGAGCGCAAAGUUUGCAGUCACUGCCCACCAGAGCAGAGCAGGAGAAGAACACCGAAGGUUCACCCAAAGACAGCUUGUCCUUUGACACAGACAUUCAUCUGCCUCCGAAACUACGCCGACUUUAUGGACAGGGGGGGAAAUAUUUGGACUCCAGCAGAGGAUUUAAUGAUCUCGGAGAAAAAGGGGACAGGGACAGAACCCUGGAGCAAACCUGCGAAAACCUGAAAAUCAUUCAGGCACCACAGGUCAGCAUCAGUCGCAGUAAAUCCUAUCGAGAAAAUGCCCCGUUCACACAAAACAUGGGCGACAAAAGUCCCGAGUGCGUACCGGAGGACAGGAUGGAGGUGGAAUCGUUAAAGUUUGAAGAAGAGGCAUUGAAAGAGGAAGUAUGCGGGGAAGUGGACCUUUCGCCCAAAGGAGAAGAGUCCAUUCAAAAUGACGGGGACGUGAAGGACGGGGAAGACAGCGUGUGUUUGUCUGCAGGAAGCGACUCCGAGGAAGGGAUGCUAAAGAGAAAGCAGAGAAGAUACAGGACUACCUUUACUAGUUACCAGCUGGAAGAGCUAGAAAGAGCUUUUCAGAAAACGCACUACCCGGACGUCUUUACCAGAGAAGAGCUGGCAAUGCGGCUAGAUUUAACAGAAGCCCGCGUACAAGUAUGGUUUCAGAACCGCAGAGCCAAAUGGAGAAAACGAGAAAAGGCCGGAGUACAAACUCACCCACCAGGACUGCCUUUCCCCGGACCUUUGGCCACAGCCCACCCUCUAAGCCCCUACCUGGACAGCAGCCCCUUCCCCCCUCACCAUCACACCCUGGAGUCGGCAUGGACCGCUGCCGCCGCCGCCGCUGCUGCCGCCACCUUUCCGGGCCUUCCUCCAGCACCGGGGACGUCUUCUUUACCGCCUGGUGGCGCCCCACUAGGCCUCAGUACCUUUCUGGGGGCAGCCAUGUUCAGACACCCGGCAUUCAUCAGCCCGACUUUUGGCAGACUGUUUUCCACCAUGGCCCCCUUGACUAGUGCUUCCACAGCUGCAGCUUUGCUGAGACAGCCAACACCAGCCGCAGAGAGCACCGUCCAAGCCAGCAGCUUAUCUGACCCAACCUCGGCAGCGGCCGACCGCAGGGCCUCCAGUAUAGCCGCCCUGAGACUUAAAGCAAAGGAGCACUCGGCUCAGCUCACACAACUCAACAUCCUUCCAUCCAACAGCACUGGAAAAGAAGUGUGCUGAGCUCGGCCGGACACAACCAAUAAUGAACAAGACCAAAAUGGAAGACAGAGAGAGAGGAAGAAAAGCAACGUACAGGCCCAGCUUAUUCUGUGCAUACCUGGUGUUACCAAGCUGCUGACUAAAAGUUUAAAAAUAUGGAAAAUGGUUUUCAAUCUUUACUCAAUACUACCUAAUAAUUUAUUAUAAAUAUAUAUAUAGAUAUAUAUAUAUAUAUUCACGUUCAUUUGGUCAUUUUUACAAAAUUAAAUAUAGUACCUGUGUGUUGAAAGAAACGUGUCAGGAUUUAUUGAAGGUGGAUGCCUAUUUUGGACGUAAGAUAUCACUUUUUCCAAGUUCUCUGAAGAAAGUAGGAAAGGUAACUGCAUUGGUCGCAGUGUUGUGAACGCUACUGUAUGUACCUUAUCUGCAGUCACCACCCCGACGAGUCCCCCUCACCACUCGCCCCGCGCCCCUCAGUCAUAUGAAGUCAAUCGGUGUAGGUUAAGUUCUGUAAAUAACAUUUACUUCCAGCUGCUCUUAAAUAACAUUACUUUAAAACAAUUUACUUGAUCGGUGCUGUUACCCAUGGGGGUAAUACAGGUUAUCUUAUGACAAGUGAAGAGUAUUACAUCAAGUCUGAACCGACUUGAAACAUUCAUUUGGACUGAAUACAGGAUUGGAAAUUGCUUUGGCUCUUGGAACACUAUUUAUCGAAGAAACGGUGCACUUAAGUAAUAUGAGUGUUCAUUUCAACCAAGGUUUUAUACCAAAGGAAAUAUACUGCCAGAUUUUGAACUAUUCAAGUCACUUAACUGUGAUUAACAUUUCUGUACAUAAUAUUGUAAUUAAGCAUCAAAAAUCGCAAAAGAGAGGUUUGUAUAUUUGAAAUGUUAUAAAAAAAAAA
Molecule: messenger RNA, 2391 nt
Organism: Polypterus senegalus (gray bichir)
Lineage: Eukaryota; Metazoa; Chordata; Cladistia; Polypteriformes; Polypteridae
Gene: arxa
Product: aristaless related homeobox a
Exons: 5
Coding region: 150-1508 (452 amino acids)
Biological process (GO): regulation of transcription by RNA polymerase II
Molecular function (GO): DNA-binding transcription factor activity, RNA polymerase II-specific; RNA polymerase II transcription regulatory region sequence-specific DNA binding
Source: RefSeq, a predicted model, not a curated record